Hermetia illucens (black soldier fly) is the source of this 1319-nucleotide messenger RNA. It is a transcript of the gene lin-28, whose product is annotated as protein lin-28 homolog. Gene Ontology annotation, molecular function: nucleic acid binding; zinc ion binding. NCBI's taxonomy places the organism in Eukaryota, Metazoa, Arthropoda, Insecta, Diptera, Stratiomyidae. The coding region runs from base 420 to 977 and encodes 185 amino acids. The record is from RefSeq and is a predicted model, not a curated record. The transcript has 4 exons.
CUGGGAAAGGGAAUGGGAUAUUGACUGUUGGGCAUGGAAGUAGGCCUACACAUUACGUCGGACGGACCGCUCACGGAAAAAUUUUGGAAAACUAGAAAACAGUGCGUAUUGCAUUGGUGAGGCAUUUGUGCGGUAUUUCGGAAUUUUUCCAGCGAGUCGGGUUAUUUUCUUCGUUUUUUCUACGAUUUUUCCUACCUUCUGGAGCUUGCCUGCAAGGAUAAUGAAAUUAGAUAUUUUAAGUUAUUAAUUCUAGUGCUGAAAACCGACUAUUGUUAGAUGAAAGUGUUGAGUGUUUCGAAUCAGCAGAAUGUGUAGAAGCAACAUGUGUGUAAAUAAGAUAGUGAUUACGUGACAUAAACUGUUUAAGCACGCUAUCCGCCGAAACUCUCACUGUUUAAAUUUGGCGACAUUACACCAAAAUGGAUACUAGCCCCAGCUCGGGAGAUCAACAAGGAGCAGAAGCACCGCAGCCGGGACCUUCAGGCGAAUCGCCAUCGGAACCACAGCAAAGAACUGAAAUCGACAUAUCGGAAACGCAAGGAACUCGCCUCGGGACAUGCAAAUGGUUCAACGUGUCUAAAGGCUGGGGUUUUAUAACACCGAAGGAUGGUGGCCAGGACGUUUUCGUGCAUCAGAGCGUUAUCAAAAUGGCUGGCUUCCGUUCUCUAGGCGAGAAUGAAUUAGUCGAAUUUGAAUGCAAGAUCACCGAGAGAGGACUGGAAGCCACACGUGUUUCGGGCCCGGAACAGGCAGAUUGUUCGGGAAGUUCCCGCCGCCCACGUGUUGGAAAACGUUACCGCCGAAUGCGAUGCUACAACUGUGGAGAGUUUUCCAAUCACUUAGCAGCCGACUGCCAUCUGGGACCGCAACCAAAACGGUGCCACAACUGCCAUAGCGACGACCACUUAGUGGCGGAUUGUCCCAACUCGAAAAAGAAGUCUACAAAAGAUGACCCGUCUGGUUCGAAGGAAGAAUAAGAUAUGAUUGCGAUCCACACUUAGUGAGACUUCUUCCCUCCUUCCGGUACGCAAACCAACCAGGGUGGAUGCUCACGAGAAGGCCCUUUCAUUUUUCUGAGACAACCAAAAGCUUUUUAGUUUAAGUCAGUUUUAAAAAUUUUAAAUUCAACUGAAAUCAGUUUAAAAUAUUCAAUUUUAUGGAAGACCCGAGAAACCUCGAAAAAAAUAUCAGAAUUUUAUUGAAACGUUGAAUGCGUGCGUGUGAAAAUUUUAUUUUUUUCUUAACUAAAAAAGGAAUUGUAAAUAUUUGUAUUUUAUAGACCAGAGAGUACAAGUUUCUCAAUUAAACACUUAAUAAAA